AUGGCGUCGAAGAUGACGGCCCCCAGCCCGUACGGCAGUGUCAGCGACGAGGCUCGCCGCCGCUACGAAGAGCGCUACGCCAGAAAACGCGCAGAGGAAGCAGCAAAGGCCCGUGCAGAGGCAGAGGCAGCCAACACCCCUCCUCCCCACCAGCAACCGCCCCCCCAGGCCCACGUCCACCAGGGAUACCCCCAGCAGCUAUAUCAACAACAGCCGCCACAGGGCUACCGCGCCCCUCAAAAUUACCAGCCUGCCCCUCAGCAGCAGCAGCAGCAGCAGCAGCAGCAGCAGUACGCCGCGCCCGUCCAGCAACAGCACCAGCAAAGACCCCCUCCCCAACAGCAAUACCACUCUCCUCCCCAACAAUCCCACCCUCCCCCUUCUCAGCAAUACCAUCAGCAACCCGCGCAGAACCACCAGCAACGCCCGGUUCAGGGUGGAUACCAGUCGCCGCCUCAGCAACAGCAGCAACAGGCGUACCAGUCUCGGGCGCCUGUCCACCAGCAGCAGCAGUGGAAUGGGGCGUCUCAGGGCCAAGGGCUUGGUGUGGGCUCGCAGCAGCAGGGAGGGUAUCAGCAGCAGGAGGCGAGGGCGGCGCCGGUUGCGCCUGCAGGAGAAGAAGAUGCCGAGUUGAGGUCGUUGUUUGCUCAGUUUGACAGUUCUCGUUCGGGCCAGCUUCACGCGUUCGACUUGCAGAGAUUACUCGCCAAGGACGCGACGAUGGAGGCUAGAGAAGAUGCGGUCAAGAUGGACUGGCACGGCAUCUUCUGUCGCUUCGACCGCGACAACUCUGGCCUCAUCGACCGUAAAGAACUCCACUCCGCCCUUCUCGGCUUUGGCUUCUCCCUCCCCCCCGAGCUCGUCGCCAAGCUCGAAAAGCGUUUCGCCCCGCCCCCCGCGCCGGGGCAGACGUAUCAGCCGGGGAUCAGCUUUGAUCGGUUCUUGUUGGCUUGUGUGACUGUGAAGCAUUAUACGGAGGCGUUCAGGAGGCACGAUCCUGGGAAUACGGGCGAGAUUACCGUCACGUAUAACGACUAUAUGGACAUCGUUCUCGAGUCUCCCAGUUAG
This is a messenger RNA of Cryptococcus wingfieldii CBS 7118, 1068 nucleotides long. RefSeq lists its product as hypothetical. Gene Ontology annotation, molecular function: calcium ion binding. The coding region runs from base 1 to 1068 and encodes 355 amino acids. The record is from RefSeq and is a predicted model, not a curated record. NCBI's taxonomy places the organism in Eukaryota, Fungi, Basidiomycota, Tremellomycetes, Tremellales, Cryptococcaceae. The transcript has 5 exons.